This is a messenger RNA of Letharia columbiana, 564 nucleotides long. RefSeq lists its product as uncharacterized. Bases 1 to 564 code for a protein of 187 amino acids. The record is from RefSeq and is a predicted model, not a curated record. The transcript has 3 exons. Lineage: Eukaryota; Fungi; Ascomycota; Lecanoromycetes; Lecanorales; Parmeliaceae.
AUGCCAGGGAAAGUCAUCUAUUGGAUUAUUGGAUCACAGUACACCCCCCUAGACCUAGGCUGUUGUUUCGCACCAGAUAUCCGGAAACUCGUGUAUGACGGGUCUCCUUCUCAGAACAUGUACACUUGGGACUGGAAGGGCGAGUUCCUAGACCUGGGUCAUGGCCUCUUCAAUGACAAGGAAGCACUAAAGACGCAUGGUUUUGCGGCCGACAUCUUCGCCCCAAGCUCGGCGCUCGGUGAGAUGGACGGCAAGAUUGAUGCAAUCUACGCUGCUAGCUCCCUCCACAUUUUCUCCUGGGACGACCAGAUGAAAAUAUGCGAGCGGAUCAUCAAGAUAUUAAAAGCACAAAAAGGCAGUGUAGUGUUUGGACGGCAAAUCGGCAAUGUAAAGGGACACGAGAUAGAAUACACAGCGCGAGCGGGGGCUAAAAUCUGGCUACAUAAUGCUGAUAGCUUGGGACGAAUGUGGGAUCACGUAGGAAAAGAGACUGGAACAGCUUGGAGAACGUGGGCGGAGCUGUACGAUGUGGACGGACGAUGGAACCAAGAUUUUAAGAGUUGA